AAAUCAUAAGACCGGAUGUCGGAGUUGCCAGAGCAAAACUUCCGUAAAUGCGUAGAGAACUUGCGCACUAGAAAAGAAAUUCCUUCAGCUGAGAAAAACUGAUGACGCAGAAUAUUCUGGUAUGAAUCGUAUGAACAUGAUGGAGCAAGUCCAUUUAGCCGGUGAGGAUGAAGAGGACAUUUAUGGAGGCUUCAAUGAUUACAACGCCACCUUGGACGUUGAUGAUUUACAACAUGACUCAUCCUUUCAAAAAGCAGUGAUGAGAACCAGCCAUGGCAGAAGACCUCCCCCUACUGCAGCUAGAGGACUAGGGGGUAUUCCAGGAACAGCAGCUAGAGGGGGCAGAAUGGGCAUGCCCUCAUCCAUGGGUCGCUUAGGAACUGGGGCAGUAGGAGGCGGUCAAGAUAUGGCAAGGCCAAUGACAGCCGUCAGAGGGGCAGGUUACACGUCAGCCGGCAACAGAGCUGCAGGUUUUGAUCCCAUGAACCAGGCUGGACCAGCUCCCCCUCUGGAGCCGAAACCAGAGGAAAGCCCAGAAGAAAAGAUUCGACAGUUGGAGAAAAAAGUGAACGAACUAAUUGAGGAGAGUUGUUUUGCCAACAGUACAGGGGAUCUUAGUCUGGCUCUUGAAAAGGCUAAAGAGGCUGGAAGGAAGGAGAGGGUGUUAGUCCGACAACGGGAACAGCAGUCUAUGGGGGACCAGAUUAACCUGGACCUCACCUACUCUGUGUUGUUUAAUCUGGCCAAUCAAUAUGCUGCUAAUGAGAUGUUUAAUGAGGCCUUGAACACGUACCAAGUGAUUGUCAAAAACAAAAUGUUCACAAAUGCAGGUCGAUUGAAGGUGAAUAUGGGCAACAUCUAUUUCAGACAAAGGAACUACCCUAAAGCCAUCAAAUUCUACAGAAUGGCUCUUGAUCAGGUCCCCAACUCCCACAAAGAAAUGAGAACGAAGAUUAUGCAGAACAUUGGGAUCGUGUUCGUAAAGAUGGGGCAGUACAAUGACGCUAUCACGUCAUUCGAACACAUCAUGCAGGAAGCACCGACCUUUAAAACGGGCUUUAAUCUCAUGCUCUGUUACUUUGCCCUCGGAGACCGAGAAAAAAUGAAGCGGGGUUUUCAGAAACUGCUGACUGUUGACCUAAAAAUCGACGAUGAGGACAAGUAUCUCCCACAUGGGGAGGAUAAAAAUUACAACUUGAUUCUAGAGGUGAUUAAGAAUGAUUCCCUGCGGCAGAUAGAGAGAAAAAGGAAAUAUGAUGCGGAGAAUUGUAUAAAGACAGCAGCCAAGAUUAUCUCGCCUGCCAUUGAGGCCCAGUUCUCUGUAGGAUAUGACUGGUGUACAGAACAGGUGAAGUCCUCACAAUACCUCGACCUUGCACAUGACCUUGAAAUCGACAAGGCCAUCAUGUUCCUGAAACAGAAAGAUUUCAAUCAAGCCAUUGAAACUCUGAAGUCUUUUGAGAAGAAGGACACAAAAGUAGCUAGCACGGCUGCCACCAAUCUCUCCUUCUUAUACUUCCUGGAGGAUGACUUGGAACAAGCAGACAAAUACGCAGAGCUGGCCAUGAGUGCUGACCGCUACAACCCGGCAGCUCUCGUAAACAAAGGCAAUGUACUUUAUGCCCGAUCUGACUACGAGAAGGCGAGAGAAUUUUACAAAGAAGCUCUGCAGAAUGAUUCAUCAUGUGUUGAAGGCUUGUACAAUUUAGGUUUAACAAAUAAAAAGAUCAGUCGAUUAGAGGACGCGUUAGACUGUUUCUACAAACUCCACGCCAUUCUACGGAACAGUCCACAAGUCAUGUAUCAGAUAGCUGACCUACAUGACCAGCUGGAGGACACAGCCCAGGCCACGGAGUGGUUCAUGCAGUUAAUAGGCGUGGCCCCUACAGACACCUCAGUCCUCGCCAGAACGGGAGAAAUCUACGAUAACGAGGGGGAUAAAUCUCAAGCAUUCCAGUAUUACUAUGAUUCGUACCGGUACUUCCCCUCAAACAUUCCCGUCAUUGAGUGGUUAGGUGCCUACUACAUCGACUCGCAGUUCUGUGAGAAAGCCAUACAUUACUUCGAGAGAGCUGCCAUCGUACAGCCGGCCCAGGUGAAAUGGCAGCUGAUGAUUGCUAGUUGUUACCGCAGAAGUGGAAACUAUCAACAGGCUCUAGAAACCUACAAGAAGAUACACAAGAGAUUCCCAGAUAAUAUAGAAUGUCUGCGGUAUCUAAUGAGAAUCUGCACAGAUCUCGGGUUACCUGAAGCUCAGGAGUAUGCGACAAAAUUAAAAAAGGCAGAAAAAACAAAGGAACUCAGAGAACAGAGGGCAACCAGUGGGACAAGGAGAGGAAGUGGGCGUGGCCGUAGGGGAGAUGAUGAUCGAGAAGGAAGUGGUGGUGGCAAGAGAGGGAAGUCUAAAGGGCGACGCCCACAUCUUGACGACAUCGGGGAUGAACCGUACCAGGUCCGACACCAAGAUAUCGUGGAAGAUCAAGAUGCCACAUAUUCUGAUCCUCUGGGUCCGCAGAUGGAGCGCCCCAAGACUGCAGCCGCCCGAAAGCAGGACACAGACGACUUGUUUGACGAAGAUGUCGGCGAUGAUCUGUUACCGGAAUAAACCUAGCAUUACAGAAAAAAACACAGUUAACUUAUCCAGUGUUGUUAGAAGUGUUCAAAUUUAAGAGCUGACAGUCCGUCCCUUUUGAAAUUUAUUGUACAAUGUGUAAAUAUAAUUUAUGUACAAUAAAAGAAGUCUGUGAUACAGAAAA
Molecule: messenger RNA, 2756 nt
Organism: Ostrea edulis (European flat oyster)
Lineage: Eukaryota; Metazoa; Mollusca; Bivalvia; Ostreida; Ostreidae
Product: intraflagellar transport protein 88 homolog
Exons: 25
Coding region: 122-2605 (827 amino acids)
Biological process (GO): non-motile cilium assembly; intraciliary transport
Cellular component (GO): non-motile cilium; ciliary base; centriole
Molecular function (GO): kinesin binding
Source: RefSeq, a predicted model, not a curated record